AUGAAUAACAGAACUGAAGGUAGGACAACUAGGUCACAGGCUAAAGGUCGCUUAAGGUCUCCCAAGAAAGGAGUAACUUUUGUGAUCGACAAGAAGGACAGAAAGAAGGUAAAGCCUGUUGUGAAGCGUCGAAGGAAGACAUCAGAUGAAUCGUUUCAAGAUGUGUCACCUAUUCGUAAAAGAAGCACACUACAAACUCUGUCUCCUACGAGAAAAAGAAAAAAGUCUACAGAAGCUUCCGUCGAAAUUGUUUCUAAAGAAGUAUCCUCAUCUACACGAUCAAGAUAUGGCACAAAGAAAGAAGUUGAUAAAAAGGUGGAACCGAGCAAGCGGUUGAGGAAAUUUAACAUUAGGAACAAUGUUAGUAGAAGGCAUGUAACACCAGAACCACAGCCUUGUAGCUCAACGUCUACAGUUAAUAAGAGCCCCAUAGCCAAAGUUAUACAUCAGAAGCGUGAAAGAGACCAAAACCAGGAAAAGAAGAGUCUUGAAUCUAGAUAUAUGAAGACAAAUCGACCGGUCGGAAGACCUUCUGGCUCUUAUAAAACCCUUCACAUCGAGGACAAGCACAUUACUCCAUCAGCUCACAUUAAAAGACUCCCGCUCCACCCAGAAUCCACUGUCAGAAACCAGCUAGACUUUUAUUUGUGUGCUGUUUGCAAGUGUUCUACUCUAAUACGAACAAACAGAGCAGAUGAUGUGCUAGAGAAGAAGAAAACAAAGGUGGAUCCAUCGGUGUUGACGUUUGAGGACGAUCCAGCUCUCGGAUGUUCAGUAUGCUUGAAGCAUUUCCAUCUCGUCUGUGUGUACGAUGAAGCUGAGCUACAUAAUCUGGCCUUAAAUAAUCCAGAGACAUUUGUGUGUCAGGAAUGCAUAAGGUGCACUAAGUGUACCAAACCCAUCUUUGAUCCAGGAAACGUGCAAUGUAUUAAAUGUGGAGAUGCUUAUCAUGGAAAGUGCAGGCCCGACAACCGUGAUGAUUGUGACUUUAUCAAGAAGUAUGUAUGUUUAAAUUGCAGUAGUACUGAGGUGGAGGACAAAAAGAAAGGAAAGAGUAACGCAAAAACAGGGAAUCCAAAGAAAAAGUUUGAAAAAGUCGGUAGGUCAAAGGAAGGAAAGGCCGGUAAGUUCUGAUUUGAUAAAUAAAACUAUCUUUAAGUUACCGUAACAUUAAAAUAAUUUGAAUGAGUAAAUGUAUGAUAUUUAGAGGCAAAAGCCGGGAAACUCUCGCCACUCAAGUCGAAACCUUCCCCAAAGACGAAAACUGUGACAGAUGAAGAAUUCGAAGCCAGCCGGCUUAAGUUGAUCUCCCAGAUCUCACUUUCCUUGAAGCCGGAUCCAUACAAAUUUAGUUGCAUGGGCGCUUCUGAUUCCUCCUUUUCGAGUUUGAACAACGAACCUUUGGAUGACGUUGAGAAGGACAAGCACGCUGACAAUAUGGCCUACAUUCCUUAUGCCAGUGUUGGCAAAAACACUGACCAAACCUUCAAGGAUAGACAGUAAGUUAAUAUGGGCCGCAUGGGUUACCUUACUAUAGGCUGAUAUGACGAACAUAUGUGAAGUAGGGUUGUUAUUUAUACUUUUGCUUUAGGCUCGUUUUCUUCUGCGGCAAUGUAGCGUACCGUCCAAGAUUCUAUGACUUUCUGAAGACAAUGUUACCACAAACAAAUCGAAUAGGAUUCUGCCACAAAUGCCUGGCCUGUGUCCCUUCCUUGAAUCAGUUAAUACAGCAUAUCGAGAUGUGUGAUAUGAAAACACCCCCAGGCGAUUUAAUUUACUCUGAAGGCAACCUGAAUGUGUAUGAAAUACAGGGAAAGACUGAAACAGUAAGAUUAGGGUUAACUUUUGAUUUUAAAUAUUUUUAAGUUUUAUAUGACAUGUUAAUGGUUACUUCCAGUUGUAUUGUCGCCGGCUGUCACUGUUCGCCAAAACUUUUAUCGGAUCUAAAGCUGUUCAUUUCGAAACCGAUGGGUUCAAAUUCUACGUUCUGACGGAAAAAACGGAUUCUGACUUCACUGUGGCUGGUUACUUUUCAAAGGUACCUUACUAUCAUUUAUUGAAUGUUAUCGACAAACUUUAGGAGAUCAAACCAGUAACAAACAACAACCUCAGCUGCCUAUUGGUAUUACCAUGGAUGCAACGUAAACAGUAUGGGCUAUUUUUGAUAGAUCUCAGUAGGUUGGCAACAUUAAUAUUGUUAAACCUUUAUCAAGAGAAUAAUAAUGUAUCAUACUAGUUUAAACGUUUUAUUUAUUGACACGUUAUCGUACUGAUACUGUAUAAACUAACUCUUUUAGGCUACCAACUGUCGAUAAGAGAACGCAAAGUAGGCUCUCCUGAGCAUCCUUUAAGUGAUGCCGGUCUCAGAACUUACCGACAAUACUGGUUCUCUGUACUCAUGAGUUAUCUACGAGAGAAACUGUAUGAUACUGAGACAUUAAACCUACGUGAAAUCAAGGAACAUACUGGAAUCGACUCUCGGGAUAUACUCGAGACCAUGAUCAUUGCUGACAUGACCUUCAUCCUCAACGACAAACUUCAGAUCAAUGCUGUAAGAGAUACUGUAUUACUGUCGUUAAUAAUAUAAGUGAUGUCACAAUUUUAAUCAUCCUUUUUAAGCUUGGAUGUUUUUAAGGUACAAUAUUACAGGAAAUCCCUAUGUAUUCAACAUUGGCGUCUCUCCGCCGACGCUACGUGAAGCCUCAAUAUCUGAAGGUAAAGGCACGACAGAAUGUGCCGUUCUCAAAAUACAACUGA
Molecule: messenger RNA, 2757 nt
Organism: Bursaphelenchus okinawaensis
Lineage: Eukaryota; Metazoa; Nematoda; Chromadorea; Rhabditida; Aphelenchoididae
Source: the annotation of a GenBank genome assembly